Molecule: messenger RNA, 684 nt
Organism: Caenorhabditis briggsae
Lineage: Eukaryota; Metazoa; Nematoda; Chromadorea; Rhabditida; Rhabditidae
Gene: Cbr-mab-23
Product: Protein CBR-MAB-23
Exons: 5
Coding region: 1-684 (227 amino acids)
Biological process (GO): regulation of transcription by RNA polymerase II; sex differentiation
Cellular component (GO): nucleus
Molecular function (GO): RNA polymerase II cis-regulatory region sequence-specific DNA binding; DNA-binding transcription factor activity, RNA polymerase II-specific
Source: RefSeq, a predicted model, not a curated record
AUGGCGGCAAUCCAUCAUCAUACAAGCUCCUCCUACUCGUCCUCUUCUUCCACUUUGCUGCUGAAGGCAAAUGCCGAUUGGCCCUCGCACUGUCCUCUGGCCACGCCUCUUUUGGGACCAAGUACACUAGCACUUUUCAAGUUCCUCAACUCAAUUUUUGAGAUGCCGAAAGAGCAGUAUAUGUGUCAGUUGUGUGCCAAUCAUGGCAUCUUCAAUCAGCCAAAGAAGGGUCACAAACAAAAGUGUCCAUAUCGAACAUGCCCAUGUUCUCUGUGUGCGCUGAACACAAAACGGCGACAUCUUGAUCAAAUAGAACGACAAUUGAAGCACACGAAUGAGCCGAUGGUUGCACAAGCUCCCGUAUCGAUGGCCAAAAGUCCAUCACAACCAGAAUGUCAACUAUCUCCGACGAUGCCGAAGCUGACACCCAACAAUCCAACGUCCGGAAGAGAUACUUUUAGGAACAGCAUUUCCAACAGCACAACUUUUGCUAUCCAACUUCCAGCGACAAUAUCCAAGAAGGAAUUUAAAAUGCUCCGUCGCGAUGAUACUACACCACUUCAAAAUUCUCUCAAACGUUCUUAUCCGAAAAGUAUUGAUGACACAAUGGAACCAAUCAAAAAAGAGAAACCAAGUAUUUUCCAUUCCGCUGAAAUGCUUGCCAUUGGAGAUUCAACUCAAUAA